Messenger RNA from Strongylocentrotus purpuratus (purple sea urchin), 4736 nucleotides. RefSeq lists its product as uncharacterized. Gene Ontology annotation, biological process: activation of protein kinase activity; regulation of mitotic nuclear division; regulation of mitotic spindle organization. Gene Ontology annotation, cellular component: cytoplasm; nucleus. The transcript is spliced from 10 exons. Gene Ontology annotation, molecular function: protein kinase binding. NCBI's taxonomy places the organism in Eukaryota, Metazoa, Echinodermata, Echinoidea, Camarodonta, Strongylocentrotidae. The coding region runs from base 134 to 3412 and encodes 1092 amino acids. The record is from RefSeq and is a predicted model, not a curated record.
CCUCUUUAGAGUAAGAAUUGUAGAUGUUUCAAUUCAGCGCCGCUUUCAAAAUAACUGUAUCGAAAAGGGACAACGGAUGGUUGAAGUCUUGUCUCCGAUUCGUUCCUGAACUUUUCAUUGAUCCGUCAUCGCCAUGGCGGAAGAGGAGGAGGGGCUUCUGUCGAUGACAUCAUCAGCGAACCUGACUGUGAAUCCAUUCGACACUGUGAGCCUGGACAGCAUGCAUCUCCCUGCGUUCAGCCCAUCGGUAUUCAAGCCCAGUCAGGACACACCCUGCAGCAAGAAGAAGAGUGGAUUCCGCUGGUCCAUCGAUCAGAUGUCCCUGCUCUACCCGGCUGAUAUUGACGAGUUACCACGACAACAGGACGCAUCCUUCAUCCCAAAAGAGAAAGAGGAGCAAGUACAGGAGGCUAUAAAUCAGUUUUUCUCUCAGAAAGUAGUAGUCCCAUCACCAUGGUCUCAGUCUAAACCCAUGAAGCAAGUCACGUUCUCACCUAAACCUCCAUCAGUCAGCAUUCUGAGUGAACACUCCGCUGAGAAUUCCAUCUGUUCGUCAACGAAUGGAUCCUUCCUUGGAAGUGUAUCGGGAAAAUGCGAUGUGAGUUGUCAGACGGCCAUCACGCUCCCUCUCAAUUUCGAUUUAGAGUCCUUUCUCGGUAAGGGUCGCUUCAUGUACACCAAGUCCAGCGUGGAGUCCUUCCCCGUGGCUCCCCUGAGACGCAAGCUCUUUACCCAGAGCGAGUCCAGCUCCAACGGCCUUCCCUCUGCCAGCCCUCUAUCAGUGAGCAGCAGAGAGAGCGGACCGUUCUCACCCUCUAUCUCACCCAUCAAGUCUAGCCAGGAGAGCAGUCCUGCGGAGUACGGCCAUGUACCAAAGACACCAAGUUCUGUUGAGAGCCAGUUUUCUUCCAGUCCUAUCGCUCGUUUCAGGACCACUCCACUUCGACCAGUCCCUCAUGUGCAACACCAAGCAUCACCUCUCUGUGGCAAAAUGGAAUCUCCCUUGAUGUCACCCAUAAGAGAAGUCCCACAAGGUCUCCCACCCAGCCCUAUUUCACACAGCCCUGUUGAAUCACUGAGUAACGGUGACCAUAUCUCACCCUUAGUCAUCAAGGGCACCUCACUGUACCAACCACCACGGCCUUCUGAGAACAUGAUGGAAACCAGUCUUUCCAAAGCGGGUAUUCUAGAAUUCAGACCCCAGAUGGCCGAUGUAGGGAGAGACGGAGGAGAAAAAGAAGGGAUGGAGGGAAGGACAAAACUCUCGCCCAAUCUGAGAGGGAUUUCUGAAAACGAAAGAGAGGGGGAGGGAGAGAUGGACAGAAGACAGGAAUCAUUGAUGAAAGUGUUUGAUAGGAGUGACAGAGAGGAAGAAUUUGAUCAUGGAUCGAUAGAAGAGUUCGAUGAAAAUGUCGGAGAAGAACUGAUGGAAAGAAGGAAGGAUUUCACUCUUGGUUUGACAAGAGAGUUGAGCCCUAUACAGAAGAUUGGUGACCAUAUCUCAACGCUAGAUGAACCAGGUUGCUCAUCAAGACUACAUGGUACUCAAGAAGAGAGCAGUAUGGAUACCAGUCUCAUGAGUAACAGGGGUCAAUUGAGGGAGAACAUUCAUGCAAGCAGUCCACCAAGAAAGAAUAUUCCAUGUGACUUCUCAUUAGAAGCCAGCACUGCUCUUAGCCCUAUCCCAAAGACUAGUGACCUACCACUCUCCCUACCGCUCUCCCCAGUCAGGGCAGGGGCAGACGAGACCAAAGACGGGGUCAAGAUCCAGUCUUUCCGACCCAAGGGGUGCCACAAGAUGGUCUCCUUUCACAUCGGGACAGAGUUCAGCCCCAUCCGAUGUGCAGAGAGUGGUAGUCACCACAUCUUGGGACAAACCUUGCCCAUCACGUCAUCUCGAGUGCAUGAGAGCAACACAGAGCUGUUGAUGGAAACCAGUCUCUUUUCUUUUGAUGGACAAGAAGAGGCAGAGGGUGAUCGAUCAGAGAGAGUAGAGAAUCUUGGGGCAGAUACAGAUCCAGGUGGUAUGAUGAUUAAGGUCGUGAGGACAAGCCCUCAAGAAGAUGUCGCAGGGUCAAAGUUGUUGGACAAUGUAUCAAGAGGAACUAAAGAUGUUCACAAGGAAAAGGAAUAUUUAGAGUCAAGUCGUGAUGAGCUUAGACAAAAGUAUGUGAAAACAGCAUCCCAGGAUGUCAUGGAAAGGGAAGGUAUGGAUCAUCCCCUUUUACAUGAAUGUAAGGACAGUUGUGUUUCCAAUUCAGCUGAUGAUGGGGCCUUUCGGCAUCCUCCUGAGAAUCUCAAGAUGUUUUUGAGAACUUCAAGUAUCCGGGACGGUGCCACCUCCAGCUGCUGCAGGCCAUACGAGCCAUGUGACCAUUCCAGCGCGUGCUGGGUAGCGGAUUCAAACUCCUCUUCUCUAAAGGGUGAGGCACUUCUAGGAGAACGAUCGUUUCCGCUCCAGAGCCCCAUGGUAUCUCCAACAUGCCUGACAUCAACGAUGCGAUACGGCACGCCAACUGUCAAUCCACCUUUUGGACUGCCUGCAAGAGGUGUCCAAAGUGCCACCCCAUCGAUGGACUUCAGUUCAGUCUCCUUGAUUGCAAAUGCUUCUUCUACGAAGGAAACCGUGCAAACGUGCGAAGAGGUAGAUCAUUCCACCGGCACAACCAGAGGACGGUUCCACCAGGAGUCUUCCAGAGACCUGAGGUUUGAUGAAGUGGACUUCUAUGAGAGGGUCGAGGACUGUUCGAUGCAAACGUCUUUCAGGAAAUCCGUUGCGUGCUCCAUGACAACCAGCAGGAGCUACGACUCUUUGCGGAAGUAUGCAGAGGAGAAAGCGAACACGAGUGUGCAAGAGGAUUGGCUGAUGACGUCGUUGUCGGAGGCAGAUCUGCAGAGUCACAGGUCUUCUGAGCUCCAGGAGAUGGUUCCUGGCGGAAGGGAAUCUGCAGGAACCGCUCCAGCAGGUUUGCUCCAACGUGGUGUGAACGAACUUGGUGCUGCAGCGCAACAGGGUCAUAACUCCCAUCCCGUCUUUCAGAGAAGUGCCUCAGACCCGCCCCAAGGGGCUGAAAUGCGAGAAGGAUCUAACUCCUUCGACUUUCAACCGAGUCAUCCAAUGGAGGAUAUGCAAGAAGGUAGCAUGUCUGUCCAUAACGAAACUCCUAACAUAGGUCACGCCACAGAACGUGGUAGUCUAUCCAGGCUAAACGUACAUCAGAAACUCUAUCUGAACACAAAUGUGCAAGAAGGACUCAUCUCAGGGGAUAUCAGCAAAACGGACGUAACUCCUCUGAGGCCUAUUUCGGUAAACCUACUCUCUCAUGUAACCAGAGCUGGAGUAGACAGUGGGUACAACACACACAGUGCAAAUGUUUCAAUGGAUAUUGGUGAUGUAGAGAACAGCUCCUGAAAAAUUAUAGGUUCCAUUAAGUCAUGAAGGGCUAUAAUUAGAUCUCGCUGAUAAUAACAUCUAUGUACAAUGUAAGAAUAAUGACAAAAAGCACUGGAUAAAAUGCAGACAUCAAGUUCUGAACUGAUGUCACAUCAAAGGAGCUAAAAUGGUUGGCUCUCAGUCUCUGAAAAUAUUUUCUAGGUCUGUCUUUUCGGGAAAGUCCACCAUGAUAUUGAGUUCAUUUUAAGAAUGAGAGAAACAUGUCAGAGAACGUUUGAGCAAAAAGAGAUUAAAAUUAAGAAAGUUAUGAAAUUUUGAAGGUGCGAUCAAUCAAAUACAAAUUGGCUACUCUGUGAUGUAUCUUGCAAGCUCCCAUCCAAUACGCCCUGUUUUAAAAAAAUCAUACAAAUCACCCUGAAUAUAAAUAUUUUCUAAACAUGAUUUUAUACAACUCCUGUAAGGGUUGUAUGAAAUUAAUUUAUAAAUCCAAUCCGUCAUUACUGGAAAAAAUGAAAGUUCUAUACAUUUUCAUGUCCCGAGCAAUUGGAGAGGGGCUCUAAUUAUUUAUAUCAGAGUGGUGCCGAUUUGUGUUUCACUGAUCACAACUUCAACAAUUCAUAACUUUCCUAUAACUAAUGUGAUUUUGCUCAAACCUUCACUAAUUUGAUUCUCUCAUUUUUCUGCUUUUAUUGAUUAACCAACUUAAUAUCGGGUAGACUUCACCUUGAAGAAAUUUGGUGGCCAAACGAUACCAUCAAGAUGAGCAAACCGUUCACAAUAAUAUGAUUACUGUUCAUAUACCCCUUGUAAAUUCAAUGUUUUUAUUUUUGUGUGUUUUUUGUAAUUCAAGAAUGAAAGGUGGACCAGUUAAAUUAAGGCCUUUGUUGUAUACUUCUAGAUGUAAGUGUUAAUAUGUCACAUUCUCAAGAAACAUAAAUAGGGACAAGUUAAAUUUUCACAUACUGUACUGUACUUUAAAAAUGACGAAACUUGGGUAGGAUAUGAAUAAUUUAGCUGUUAACUAUAAAUUCAUUGGAAUCUGACCUACAGCAGUGACUUUAAUUACCUUUUAUUUAUUCACAAGAAGGGAGUGAUUUAGAAGAACUUUUUGUAUCAGUUUGUAUCAGUUGUACAAUGUGUUAUACCUAGCUAGAAUUGACAGUAUAAUUUGAUAAUAAAACAGGGUAUUUUUUUCAAGUACAAAAGUAAAUUAGACUCUUCCCUCCACGUAUCCAUUUAUUUGCAUUGUCUUAGCUGCGUGCAUCUGACGCAAAGGCAACCUGAAUAUAAUCCAGAUGGUCUGACUCCAUAGGAUCGUAAAUUGUAUACAGGUGUAUAACAA